UAACACUAGUAACGGGCAAAGCGCGCGCGCUCUGUUGCUAUAAACAUCCGUUUCAUGAGGAAAGAAAAAAAACCUUUUCACAUGUUAGAACGAAGGGUGGUUUUGUGGUUCCAGCAAAGGAAAAUGCUCUCACAUUUUCCGACCAAUACACUCUCGCAGACUGAACUUCUCUCCAUCUCCCGAUCUAGUUCCUCUUCUCUCAGUAUCAGGCGCACUUUGGGUGGAAAAAUAUCCUUUUUCGCAUAUAGAGAGAGAGAGAGAGAGCGCGCGCGUGAGAGGCGAGUUUGUUCGCCACAACCCCCGGUGGCUCCCCAAUAGCAAAACUUGCCGGUAAAACAUUGCGUUUAAGGAAAAUAAAACCACACACACACAUCGAGCCAAAAACGACAUAUUGUCGACGGAUGGCGGGUGACGGAUGGCAGGACUCGCCCCGGGGAAAUGUGAUGCAGCGCGCGGAUUCUCGGUACCGCUCACAGUGUUUUCCUGAUUCUUCUCGUGCGGUUGCAAAACUUGUUUAUAGAUAGUUUUCAAAAUGCAAAUAAUCAUUACAGUGAAUUUUUUGCCGUUGUAAACACUCUUUCUAAACAAUUGCUAAUGGGGAGUUUUUUUUUGGGCAAACGAGUUUAAGGUGGUGUUGGUACUAAAUGGUGGCUGCUUCUAAAAUCAAUAACUAUAGUUUAUGCUGUGAAAAGAAGAGUUCACAUCGCAAAACUGCAUCUAUAUUUUCAAGGAUAUUGGUAGAAUCUUCGAAGUACUUCUUUUCUAAAAUGAACAGUCGUUGCGUGUAUAUGUGAGAAAUCAGUGUCAAAUGUGUAAUUAAUACUAAAAGGAAGCUUAAAGCAUGUCCUUCAAUUCUAAACGAAGUACUUCCUCCCGAAGUUUCCCCUAUGAACAGCCAAACAAAAUUGAAAACACAAUCAAUGAGGACGAUCCUCACAACAAGGGCUCAGUUUUUCUCAACUUAAACAUUGGUGACAAACACGAAGAUGACAGAUAUGUCGAAAUAAUGUCCGCAAUCGCCGUGACCGAGAAAAAAGAACUCGAACGAUGCAAUGAGCGUAACCGAUGCCUUGCACUUGCGGACGAAAGCAUGCUCGAUCAUAAAUUCGAUCGGCUGCUAUCGGAGGUGCACGGACUACGGGAUCAAAUUGGGGAUCGCAUCGAAACGCUGAACCGUCGCCUUACGCAAACGAAUCGACUGUUUCUGGCACACCAGGACUACGGGCAUCGUUCAAACCGGGCCGGUGAUCUGUUGCUAAUCGGCGUCCCGGCAACUCUCCAAGGUGAUGGACUACGCGAGUGUUAUGUGCGUAUUGCCCGCCGUCUGGGAUACACGGAGAGUGAAAUCCCCAUCGUCCAUAUACGAAGGCUUGAUCUCGGAUCAUCGUCACCGGAUGUCCAACCAUCCCGGUACAGUGUUGCCGUGCUGGACAAUCUCGCAAGGACACGCGUUGGGAAGUUACGUGCCGGUGUAACCGAUCCCACCGUACAGCCACCAGCCGUACACGUCCAGUUUGUGUUUCGAAAUGCUCGAAAUGAGUUUUAUCGCCGGUACCAGGAAGGUGGCAAAGCGGGAACUGGACUGGCGCUGCAGGAUUUGGGUUACAGCGGAUCGGAGGGGCGAGUGUUUGUGAGUGAAAAUUUAACCCGCGGUAACGUCAGCCUUAAGGCGGAGGCAAUGCGUCUGAAACGCGAUGGCAAAAUCAAGAGCGUGUUCACGGUGAAUGGGCAAAUUUACGUGAAGCGAACGAUUGAUCAUCGACCGGAGUUGGUCACCAGUAGCGUCGAUCUGCUACUGCUGGAUGAAACUAAAAUGAAAGCAAACAAGGAUUGCUACCCGCGGGUACUGGAGCACAUCAUCAACACACAGUCUCCGCAAGUACUGUGCCGAGAUUACAAGGAGAUUCUGGGCACGCUUGACAUCAUCUCCACCGAUCCAGAUGAGUCCGUACGACUAUACUUGGCCUGCUGGCUGCAGAAGUACUGUGCGAGCUGGUUCGAUCGAGACCAAGACCUGCAAAGCAUAUUCAGCAAAGCGUUCCUGGAGAAGAUACUGCAGAUCAUCGUCCGUUACCUAACAGACGAGCCAAAUGUUCGUGCUUCGUCAUUCGAAUCACUGACGUAUCUGAUUGAGAAAGGCUACCUAGACCGGGCGACCACGCUUAAGCUGAACAUCGUCGAAGAGCUGGUCAGCAAACCGAUCAACGAGCAGUUCAUGGACAUGUGCACCAACUACAUCCAUCUGAUGGUAAAGAUUGCCCCGCUGGUGGGUUGCUCCAAGACGCACGAGCUACUGUACAGUCGCUUCGUGAAAAUGUGUACCUGUAAGAUCAACUUCGUCCGCAAGGAAUGUGCCACCGCCUUUCCCGUGAUGUGCGAAGUCUUAGGCAACGAAGUGUUCGAAAAAAAUCUGCUGCCAAUAUUCAUGAAAUUGUGCGAGGAUGAAAUUUGGACUGUGCGCAAGGCCUGUGCGGAGGUGAUGCCAUUCAUUGCACUGCUUUGCACGCUUGAAAAACGUCGCAAGGUGCUGGUACCGGCAUACAAGAAGUUCAUGUUCGACACAAGUCUUUGGGUGAUCAAGGCGGCACUAAAGAAUUUGGGUCGGUUUUUGGCGACGUUUGCGCAGCUGCAGAUACUAGGGCUUGCGUACAAUGGCAGCCUGGAGCUGUCGAUAACGAAUGCGGCCGAUGAAGCGUUCUCCGAGCUGAUGGGCAAUGCGCGACAACUUGCCCACGGCAGUCAGCAACCGGCUGCGAGUGUGCUGUUAAAGAACUUCGAGUCUUACGAGCAGCGGUUCAAAGAAUCGAUCCAGCGACAUGCGCUGCUGUCGCUGGUGAAAUCUUCCGAUGAUGAUGGUCCAUCGUGGAAGUCGGCUUCACCGCGGUCCGAGGAUCGAAUCAACGUGGAGGCGUAUCUCGCGUCGCUAGUGUUCGUCGAGGAGCAUCUGUCCCAGCGUCAGUCGACCGGUUCAACAUCGGACGAUGGUGGUGGUGGUAUAUCUAAGAUAGCGGACUUUUACUACGUGCGCCACAAGUCACUGUCGUCUAGCUCGUCGAUCGCAUCAACAUCGCCGACACCGUCACCACUGUAUCGCGCCAACCAGAGUUACGAUGAGAAGAAUCCGCUGAAUCGCUUCAUGCGUUACUGUUCGCCGCUCAAGAACAACUUCGAGCACGCGUUCGCCAACCCAUCGGGAAGCGAUGGUGGAGAUCAGGGUGGUGGUAGCGAUGCCUUCGACAACCAUGGCCACUGGGACUCGGAGGACGAUAACUACGGUUCCAACCAUCUGCACCAUCUGCCGGAUCUUAGUUUGGCCGGAGCGGACGUGGAGGGUGGCGGCGGCAGUGGAGUCAUCUAUGACAGCGAUAAUCCAAAGCAUCAGCAGGCGGACGGUGGAGGAGGCGAAGCAGGAGGGCUGGACUUUAUCCUGGAGGCGGGCGAAGAGGACGAAAAUGCGAUCGACGAAUGUUUCAAUUCGCAUCAGUUCUGGUACAUUAGUCCGGGUCUUGCGUUGGAUUUGGAGUUCAUCGACAAAGAGGAAACGGCGACGGGCGAAGAGGAAAAGGAGGAAUCCGAUGCGAGCAAUAAUAACAUUCAGGAGGUUCACGAGCGUGCUAAUGUGGAAGGAAAACUUGGAACGCCAGCAGCACCAGCCGCAGUAACACCAGCAGUUGGGUUGGCGGCAGAAGAUAGCAGAAAUAAUAAUCUGCUGCAGCAGGGCACUGGUGGCAACAGCAGCAGCAGCACCAGCAGUGAGUCGCCUACUGUUGGCGAAACGGACUCUUCUUCAGCCGCCAUGGUGGUGGAAGACAACGAGAACCAAAAUGAUAGCGACUCAAGCUACGGCAGUAUCAAUAACAACGAGACCGAGAACAACAAACUGAUCUACCUGUACGAGGAUCUGCUACCGUCCCAAUCACAAUCGCAAUCCGGUUCCGCAGGACAGACGGCGGGCAAUACAACGGCAAGCAACAAUAAUGCCGGUGCGGGCAGUGGUAAUGCUCCCGGCGGGACAUCGGGUGGUGCCGGCAGUAGCAGCAGCACAGUAACACCAACAAUGACCACGGUGGAACGAAUCCGUGCUGCGGAACAGCUGAAAACUCUCAUCCGCUGGGAGAACGAAGAGGUCGAGUGGAAUCUGCUCGAGGACUUCCUGCACAUGAAGAACGUCAACAAGGAGCUGUGCCAGGACUGUGCGUACAAUUUUCCCGCCGUGGUGCUUACGUUCGGUGACAAAUUUUGGCCAAUUUUGAACCGCUACUUCUUUGACUUGUGCGCCGACAUUCAGGACUCGGUUCGGCGCACGAUGGCCGCGUCGAUCAGCAAGAUCGCGCUUAUCAUCGGGCGGGAACAGGCAACGCGCGAUCUGGUACCAUCGUACACGGAGUUUCUGCUCGAUGCGGACGACAUCAAGUUCGAGGUGGUGCGCACACUGGCCGAGUUCCUGCGAGUGAUCGAUGCGUGCGAACACGAAACACUGAUGAACCAUCUCGGCAUGUGUUUGCAACCGCCGCUCAAUAUGAUGAACUGGCGCUUCCGGGAGCUGGCUGGUCAACAGAUUGUCGAACUGGCCCGCAUGCACACCGCGAUUCGCAAGGAGAACUGUCUGCUCUUCCUGACUGGGCUAGCAAUGCGGCUCAUGCUAGACAAGUAUGACAGUGUCCGAAAGGCUGGCAUCGAUGCGUUCGUCGAAUGCAGCCACGAGUUCCAGCAAAAUGACAAGGUGUUUGAGUUCUUCAAUAAGCACUUUGCCUUCUAUAGCAACUGGCGUCGCCGUCAGACGUAUGUGAUAGCGGCUGGAAAAAUGCUCGAGACUGAUCGUGUCGAGGUAAAAAUCUUCCGCAAACAUGUGUUCAACAAUGUACUCAAAUUGGCCGACGACGCGGUGCCGAAUGUUAGAAUACAAGUCGCCAAGUGCCUCAAGGAAAUCAUUGCUCCCCAUCCCAAAUUUGCAAACGAUCCCCUGGUCGAACCGACGCUACAGAAGCUACGCACCGAUAAGGAUUGUGAUGUGCGGGGUCACGUGGACGGUUACCAGAGCCUUGAGGAGGAGAUGGCAGCUGGUGGUAGUGGUGGUGGAUCGGGCGCAUCCAGUGCUAGCACAAUGAUGAUGACGUCGGGCGAAAGUGAAUCGCAUCAGGAUGCAUCGUCCCCAUCGACCGGUUCGCUGGCCGAAUCAUCCGUUUCAUCGCAUCUUUCCUAUGCGGAGGUUACGAGUGGAUACUUCGGUUCGGCCAUGUCCUCCCUUACGUUGGAUGAUCAUCAGUUUUCCGGCGAUAUGCGCCAACAGCAGCAACAAGACGAGGAGCACGAGCUGAAGGAUGAGGAGGAGGUACAGCUCAUUGCCGGAUCGUCCGAACGUGGUGUUGAUGUAUCGAACGAGCAAAUACCCGGCAUCGUGGAAAGGCCAAACGAGGAAGAGGACGAUGAUUGUGGUGAGGAAGCGAUCGAACAACCGACGUCGUCCAUGUCGACCGAUGACGAUGCGGCAUACUGUUCCGAGAUGGAAACUUCCUCUGCCGUCUCGACGCCAUCGGUGGCAACGGCGGCUGUUCUGGCUACCAUUCCAUUGCAGAAUGUUACGAUGACUAGCACCACCAGCAGUAGCAACAGCAGCGUCAGCAGCAGCAGCCAAGUCGUGCCAUCGUCCGACAGUACGGACGACUUGUCGGAUAUUGUAAAUGGUGAAACCGUACCGACGUCGCUUCCCACGCCACCUACCACCACAGCUAGCGAUAGUGCUGUGCCGAAGAAAGCAUCCGACACAAGUGCAACAGGGGCCGGAGGCAACAGCACCACCAACACGCCCAAGAUGAGGGAUAACUUCUUCCGGAGACGUUCCAAAGGCAAGAAGUAACUGUUGAUGAUCAUGUAACCGGGAGCACGCACUAACCACACCUCCUCGUCCUGCUCGUAAUCCUCCCGACCAACAGCUAUUAACAUUUAGUUGUCACGCGUAAUGCAAGUCGAGAGCGCGCGGGAAAAGCGAGAAUUUUAGGCGAUUGUUAAUACUACUACCCAACUAUUACUAUCAUUACUUCCGCUACGAAAAGCGUCUGGUGGUUGUAAAAGCGAUGCUUGAGUUUAUUUUUUUUUAAUGAAUAUAGAGAACAAUUCUUCCUCGCGUCCCGAAUGACCACCGAUAGAAAAAAGAAGAAGCAAAACUACACAAUUUGCCGAAAAAAACACGCACACACACAGAAACGCGGUCGCGCCCUUUCAAUUUUGAUUAAUUAGUUUUGGUAGGAUUGCACGCGCGUCGCACAGAGAGGUUAGGUUUUGUUAAUUUGCUGUGCUUCUGUCCUCUUGCUAUUUACUAUUUCUUUGCACCCAGCUCACCGUACGCGGCUGUGUGUGUGUUUGUAUGUGUGGUCGCCUGUUUAAUUUAGCAUAAUCCAAUCUAAUUCAAGAACUGCUAGAUAAAUUAGUGUGGAGACGUUCCGUUUUGUUUACAAGCCACCGUUUGUUGUCCUUUUUGUUUUAGUUUGCAGCAAGACAAAUAAAAGUGGUGGUCGCAAGAUAUAAGCAAAGAAACACAUUACAUGAUCAUCAUGGAACGGCUGCCAGCAGUCGAGAGAGAAAGAGAGAGAAAAGAGAGGAAGGUUAGAAUUGUUAAAUAAUAUCUUACCACAUAGAAACCGGCGUUUCUGUUAUAUCUUUCCAACAAAUAAAAUUCUAGUAGCUCCAGACUCAGGCGAUAAAAGCGAAGCGUGCGAAAGGACGAAAGUUUAUGGUAAGUGGAAGAGAAAGAAUUACAAGCAUAUUAUAAUUACAUUAGAGAAGCGAAAUGAUGGACUGCUGUGUAAACACGAUGUGAAGCGCGAUGUGAUUAAAACAAAAAACAAAAACCGGAUAAUGAAAGAGAUGUAAAACAACCAACAA
Molecule: messenger RNA, 6882 nt
Organism: Anopheles funestus (African malaria mosquito)
Lineage: Eukaryota; Metazoa; Arthropoda; Insecta; Diptera; Culicidae
Product: serine/threonine-protein phosphatase 4 regulatory subunit 1-like
Exons: 11
Coding region: 842-5857 (1671 amino acids)
Biological process (GO): protein dephosphorylation
Molecular function (GO): protein phosphatase regulator activity; protein binding
Source: RefSeq, a predicted model, not a curated record